Molecule: messenger RNA, 1227 nt
Organism: Daphnia magna
Lineage: Eukaryota; Metazoa; Arthropoda; Branchiopoda; Diplostraca; Daphniidae
Exons: 2
Coding region: 134-1081 (315 amino acids)
Source: RefSeq, a predicted model, not a curated record
CCUUGCGAACGAGACGAGGCUUUUUCAUUCCGCAUCCCCCCCCCCUGAAUGGUAUAAAUAGAGGAAUACCAAUAAUCAUAGCUUUAUUCUUUACACAGCGAUUGUUCUAGCAACUUGUGCAGACCCUAUUCCCAUGAGUACUUUAAGUUUUAUUAUGCUGGUCGGAGCAGCGAUGCUCGUGACUCAUUUCAGAGGAACCAACAGCUUCCCUCUAAACCGCAACGCUGCCAUUUUAAUAGACGUCGAUGAUUCUCACGAAACAUCGACUACAAUGGACCUCCCAGAUAGCAUGGAGUCGACGUUAAACAAGACCUUGGAAGAGGACGAUUCGCUUGAAGACGAUCGUUUAGUAAAAGCGGCUAACGUUAUGGCUAGUGCUAAUAAUCCAGCGGUGGGUGCGGUUGCAGCUGAAACGCAACAAGCUGUUCCGCAGUUAAACGUUCACGAACGAGACGGAUUUUCGUGGGAUGAUUUGGUCAAAGAUUUGGCGAAGGUGGAUGUUCCAGACAAGAGCCAAUCAACAACGCAGGUUGCUCAAGUCACGGUAGAUCACGAUGAUUCUUUAGAAGAUGUGCUGGAAAAACUCGCAGACCAUCUAAACGUCGAAAUCCCAACAUCUACCGAACCCGCAUCUGUCGAAUCAUCAACGCCGGACGAUGACCACUCGUUGGAGGAUGUGAAAAUGAUCCAGCAGACUGUCGUCCAGACGAGUAAAAUCGGUCAAGUCCCGCAGACGACUAGUGUCCGUCUCGUGUUCCAGGACGACGAUCAAAUCGAUGAUUUCUCUUUGGAAGAUUACGCCCAGAUCAUCAAUCCACACGCUGUGCAGCUAACGAAAAUGGAUUUCCAUCAUUUGCCGGCCACUUUGUUUACCCAUCCGACUUCGGACGAUUGGUUCCUCAUGAGACACUACAUGGACGAUGAUUUCGUCUGGGCAUUGGGAGACGAGUUGGCCAAAGAAUAUUUCUGGCAACCUGUUAAAUCCAGUUAUAAUUUGAAUGCAGGCUCACCUGUUACAGUCAGCACAGAUGAGGUUGCGCAAUUAACACCUGUGCGAUCCUUGUGGGAUGAUCGGCUCUAAGAUGGAGAGCGGUGCGAUUUUGUUUAUCUCUUUGCUAUUUCUUGUAGCCAGUUCUCUUACGUAGGGUUGUUGUAGUGUAAAUAAUUAUGCUUCGUUAUGACUGUAUGCUUUUUAUUACAUCUGUCAAUACAGUUGCCUCGUGUUCA